Rotaria sordida is the source of this 1890-nucleotide messenger RNA. The record is from the annotation of a GenBank genome assembly. Lineage: Eukaryota; Metazoa; Rotifera; Eurotatoria; Philodinida; Philodinidae.
AUGACUAGUAAUGGAAAUUUAAAAAGAAGUCGUGAAAUGUCUACGUCAAAUAGUACGAAUGAAUUCGAUAACAUUUCUGAGGAUGAUGAAUCGAAUCCUGAUACAGAUUAUAAUAUUUCUGGAAUCGAAUCCGAUGAUACAUCCACUGAUGAAUUUAUUUCUCAGAACGAAGAUUCAUCUGAUUCUUAUGCUAGUGAUGAUGAUUUAUCUGAUUCUCAUGUCAAUGAUCAUAAUGAUAUGUUCAAACAUGCUCAACCUGAUUUUAUUGAAAAAAAUGGUGUUUCAUGGUCGAGUCAAAAGACUCAAGCUGCUGGUCGCCUACGUACAAUGAAUAUACUUAACAGAAAACCUGGUUCUAUUACUUCAAUUCAGACUAUUGUAGAUGCAUUUAGAUUGUUUAUUACUGAAGAUAUUCUGAAUGAAAUUGUUAUGCAAACAAAUAAAUAUGCAAAAAGAUUUAUUGAUCAAGAAAAUCAAAGACGAUUGAAUAAUAGAAAUAAUCAUAAACAACCGGUAAAAUGGAAACAGCUUGAUUACAUCGAAUUAGAAGCAUUUCUCGGCUUAUUGAUUCAAGCUGGAGCUGAAUUUAGUCAUCAUCAGUCACUUGUAGAACUAUGGGAUAUUAGUAGAAGUCGACCAAUAUACCAUGCAACAAUGUCAUUGGAACGAUUCAAAAAUCUUUUACGAUUUCUUAGAUUUGAUGAUCGUCAACGACGUGAUAAAUCUGAUCGACUUGCUCCUAUUCGAUAUGUGUUUCAAUCAUUUACUAAACAACUUCCUCAACAUUUUAUUCCAAGUGAAAAUAUCACGGUCGAUGAACAAUUAGUACCAUUUCGAGGUAGAUGUUGUUUUGUACAGUAUAUGCCAAAGAAACCUGCUAAAUAUGGCCUUAAAUUCUGGACAUUAUGUGAUGUCAAAAUUAGAUAUGUUUUAGCAUUAGAAUUAUGCACAGGAAAAGUUGGCAAUACUGUUCAACGUAAUAUUUCGACAAAUAUUGUUUUACAUUUAGUAGAUCAAUUGCCGAAGAAUGUCCAACAAGGUCGAAAUAUUACCUUCGAUCGAUAUUUUUCUGAUUUCAACUUAGUACAGAAUCUAUUAGAACGCAAAAUGACAUCACUUGGUGUUGUUAAUCAUAAACGUAGUUUUGUACCGAAUGAAUUGAAACUCAUUCGACAGGAUUUAUACUCAUCAUGGUUUUACUUUUCCGGUCAAAGUACAAUUUUAUCUUACCAAGCAAAAGAAAAAAAACCACCAGUCAUAUUAUUAUCAACAUUACAUGAUUUUGCUGAAGUUUUUGACAAUGAAAAGAAACUUCCAACAAUGAUUCACGAUUAUAAUCAAACAAAAUUUGGUGUCGAUGUGAUCGAUCAAUGUAUUAAUAAUUAUACUUGUCGUCGAAUAACUUGCAGGUGGCCAAUGAUAGUGUUUUUUAAUAUGAUUGAUAUAGCAGCAAUGAAUUCAUUGAAUAUUUGGCUUGAUCAAAAUCCGGAUUGGAAUAUUGGGAAAACAUAUAUUCGACGUCUUUUCUUAGAAGAAUUAUGCAAAUCAUUAACUGAUUCUCAUAAUCAACGACGUGUCAAACAAUCUCGACCUCGACCGAAAGUUAAACUUGCACUUCAAUCUCUCGGAUAUGAAUUCAAACCCCAAAAUUUAAUCGUUCAAGAUAAUCUUGAUCAUUUUAUUACAAUAAAAAAAAGGUGCUUUCUUUGCCCAUCUCAUCCUGGUCGUAAAGUCAGACAAAUUUGCGACGCAUGUCAAAGGAAUGUUUGCAAUUCACAUUCUUUUAGUAUCAAAUCAGUCAUUUGUCAGUCAUGCAAGAAAAAUACAUCGUCAAAAUGGAAUCUCAUAAACGAACAAAUUGAAGAAAUCUACAAACAAGAACUAAAAUAG